UUACAUUAUAAAUAAACUUGACAAAAUCAAUUUGAGAAAUCGUUUUCAAUCUUAGUUUUCAAUUUAAUUUAAAUAGGUAGACAGUGAUCAGAUUUUUCGCUAAAAACAUGGAUAUUGAAGAGAAUACAAUGACUGAAUUGGCUAAGGUUUCAAAAAUAGAUCCUACAGAAUUUGACGUUACAAUAAGUGCACUUUUAUUGGGAUUAGGAGCUGAAAAAUACGUCGAAAUAUUUAGAAAGAAUAAUAUUGGCCAGUGCACUUUGGCAGAACUAUCUGAAGAAGAUUUGAUAAAGUUGGGCAUAGAUGAUUCUGAAAUUAGGAACAAGUUGCUGGAAGAAGUUAAAAACUUGCCUCUCUAUGAAGAAACUGCUGAGCAGUUAUCAAAGGUUAACAUUAAUUUAGGUCCUAUAGAAGUUGUAGAAAUUCUUGAAGAAAGUUCCCAGCAUUUGUAUCGUAUCUACUUAAGUGUAUUAGCAAAUACAUUAGCUGUAAAAAAGACUAAAAGAAUUUCUGACUGUUUAGUUUAUAAAGACAAAUAUGCAUCUGAUGUGGCAAUUGCUACACUUAGUGAGAUUACUAACAUUUUAAAUUCAAUGGACAUAUCAAUACAUACUCAACUUAAGACAUUAACACGAGAUCCUGGCCAAAGCAAAAAUAAGAAGAUAAUUGUUGGCGCGGUAGGCAGUGCAGUCAUUGCAGUGUUGACAGUGCUAUUUGUACGGUCUUUAAAAGACCUUAAAUAAACAUUUUGAUAUACAUAAUUAUAUAUCUGAAUACUGUUACAGGCAUGAUAGUGUACUUAUUGACUUGUAUAACUAGGAAAAUACUAAGUAUUUUAAAGUAUGUAGAUAGGUUUCUGGAACUCAAGGUUGUUAUUUUUUUAUAUGUAAAGUACACUAUCACCCUUGCACUCUCAUAUAAAUGUAACUAACUACCUCCUAAAAAUAUUUUUUGUAUAUACAUACAUAAUCUCCAAGGAAACUUAUAUUACUAUAGGUAGUUUUACAUUAUAUAUCCCUUAAUAUAUUCAUGUGUAAAUC
Molecule: messenger RNA, 1040 nt
Organism: Ostrinia furnacalis (Asian corn borer)
Lineage: Eukaryota; Metazoa; Arthropoda; Insecta; Lepidoptera; Crambidae
Exons: 4
Coding region: 108-743 (211 amino acids)
Molecular function (GO): protein binding
Source: RefSeq, a predicted model, not a curated record